Gracilinanus agilis (Agile Gracile Mouse Opossum) is the source of this 1711-nucleotide messenger RNA. It is a transcript of the gene LRPAP1, whose product is annotated as LDL receptor related protein associated protein 1. Gene Ontology annotation, cellular component: endoplasmic reticulum-Golgi intermediate compartment; endomembrane system; cis-Golgi network. Gene Ontology annotation, biological process: negative regulation of receptor internalization; negative regulation of very-low-density lipoprotein particle clearance. NCBI's taxonomy places the organism in Eukaryota, Metazoa, Chordata, Mammalia, Didelphimorphia, Didelphidae. Gene Ontology annotation, molecular function: heparin binding; low-density lipoprotein particle receptor binding; lipase binding. The record is from RefSeq and is a predicted model, not a curated record. The transcript has 8 exons. Bases 30 to 1130 code for a protein of 366 amino acids.
UGGAGCGUGGACUUUGGGGGGGAAGGAAGAUGGCGACUACUCGGAGGGACAGGGUCCGGGCCUUGGGUGGGAGGUUACUCCUACGGCUGCUGCUGGUCCUAGGGCUGGGGUUGCUGUGGGCGCCCUCGAGCGUAUUUGCGCACGGGAGCAAGUAUUCGAGGGAGAAGAACGAGCCCGGGGCUCCCCCGAAACGUGAGCCCGGGACCGAAUUCCGGAUGGAGAAGCUGAACCAGCUCUGGGAGAAGGCGAAGAGGCUUCAUUUUUCUCCUGUAAAAAUGUCAGAGCUCAAUGUUGAUCUGAAGAUGCAAGAAAAGGAUGAACUCAACUGGAAAAAAAUGAAGGCUGAAGGAUUAGACGAUGAUGGAGAGAAAGAAGCAAAACUUGUCCGCAAUUUCAAUGUCAUUCUGGCUAAAUAUGGACUAGAUGGGAAGAAGGAUGUUCAGCUGAAAAAUACCAAUUAUAUCAAUGAUGGCACAGAAAACGAUGUGUUAGAAGAUCCAAGACUGGAAAAAUUGUGGAAUAAGGCUAAAACCUCUGGGAAAUUUUCAAGUGAGGAGUUGGAUAAACUGUGGCGGGAAUUUAAACAUCAUAAAGAAAAAGUCCAUGAAUAUAACGUCCUUUUAGAGACUGUGAGCAGAACAGAAGAGAGCCACAAAAAUGUAAUCAGCCCAUUAGAGGAGAACCAUGUCAAAGAGGAUGUGUUACACAGCAAACACACAGAACUGAAAGACAAACUACGGAGCAUCAACCAAGGGUUUGACCGUUUACGGAAAGUUAGCCAUCAAGGUUAUGACACCAACAGUGAGUUUGAAGAACCAAGAGUCAUUGAUUUGUGGGACAUGGCUAAAACAGCAAACUUUACUCAAAAGGAACUGGAUUCAUUUCGGGAGGAGCUUAAACACUUUGAAGCCAAAAUUGAAAAGCAUCAUCAUUAUCAGAAACAGCUGGAAAUUUCUCAUCAGAAACUAAAGCACGUUGAGGGAACUGGAGAUAAAGAACACCUGAGCAGAAAUAAAGAGAAAUAUGCCAUGUUAGAAGAGAAGACUAAAGAAUUGGGUUACAAGGUAAAGAAGCACUUACAAGACUUGUCUACAAGAAUCUCAAGAGGUCUUUCACACAACGAACUCUAAUGGUAUCCUGGAGGUGCUCAACACUGUCCGCUUUAAGCAUCAGAACUUUUAUGCCUAUAGGUUUUCAUCCUAAAAAGAAUUUGUUAAAAUGCUGUGCUUUGUAAUAUAUAAGACUUAGAUAAUGGUACCUUUGCAGAUAGGUCAAUGUGUCCUCACUAAGGGAUUCAUUUUCAGUUGUCAUAUAUCUAACUUUGGAGCUGAAAGGUAUAAAUGUUAAGGCAAGCCAGACACUUAAACAACUAGUUAGUUAUCUUGAUUCUGUGCUCUACUGUCUGGGUCUUUGAUUGACAGAGGUGCUGUUUUCCCUUAUGCACAUAUUGAUGUCCUAUUUUUUUCCCUGUAAGAAAGUUCUUUUCACAUUGCACAUACAGAAAAUUCAAUUACAGAUCAGUUUGCAUCCACCCAUAAGUCCAUAACUCAUUACUAGAAAUUUUAUGUAGAGAAAUCAUUAGAAAAAAUUAGAAGCUCUCAGAUUUUUCAUAAAUAUGAAACCAGAUUUUUUUAAAAAAAUAAGUCACAUGCAGCAUUAAAUCCUGUAAUCCAUCUGAUCACCGUAAUGAAUUAAAGUAAAAGAGACAAAA